AUGGCUUCACGGUGCAGAGAAAACUUUGUGCGCAAGUCAUCUUCAAAUGAUUUUGAAUUAGACAAUGCAGAGUUCAUUCCAACCCAGGCUUCUGCUGUGCACUGGGGAGAAGACAUCUCUCACUCACCAGGUGCUCAGUUCAGUGUUUCCCCAAGUAACAAUGGCUCCUUGGCAAAGCAGGAGCUGCAAACACUCUGGGAGAUGUUUACCUCCUGGUUGCAGCCUGAAAAGCAGAGCAAGGAGCAGAUGAUUUCUCAACUGGUCUUGGAGCAGUUUCUCCUCACUGGGCACUGCAAGGACAAGUUUGCCUUGACAGAGAAGUGGAAAUCCAGUGGCAGAAACAUGAGGAGAUUCAUGGAGAGUCUGACUGAUGAGUGCUUGAAACCUCCUGCCAUGGUUCAUGUUGCCAUGCAUGGGCAGGAAGCCCUCUUUUCUGAGAACAUGCCCUUAAAAGAAGUCAUCACACAUUUGGAGCAACAGAAAGCAGCAACCACUCCAACACGAGAGAAGGCAAGGGCACUCUUGGAGAUUCCCAAAGAUAUGUUCUUGGUAACAGGACCUGAAAAUACAGAAGAUGGCUGCCAAACUCCAUGGAAUGCUAGUGUGGGAAAUGGCAGUGUUGAUAGUAGUAGAACCCCGAGGGAUUCCCUUCUCACAUUCCAGAGAGUGCAGCAUACGGAACUUGAAGAGGGGGAUGUUUCUUAUAGAAUCCCACAGGUUGUCAGAAGAGCAAGUCAGGGCACCUCCAGAUCCCAGGAAAUGUCCCUGAGGGUAUCUUCUUCUGAAGAUGUCCUUAUGGAGGUACAACCAGUGUUUCUUUCCCUGACAGAGCAGGCUGAGGACACUGGGGAUGGCCACAAUACUACUGAUAUAAGUGGUGAUAUUAUUAGUCUCACAAAUGAGGGAGGUUCCAUUUUCAUUAUCCAAAGAGAGCAAUAUUCUGAGCCUGAUGUGGAAAGUGUUUCUUAUGAAGUGCCUCAGGAUUUAAGAAUAGCAAUGUGCGGUACCUCCAGGUCCCUAGAAGAGUCCCUGUGGGCAGCUUCUUCUGAAGUUGUCUCUAUGGAGGUACCAGGCUUCCUCUCCAGGCGAGAGCAGCCUACUCCUAAGCCUGUCCCUCUUUUCCAGCAUCAUGAGGCAAAUUCCACCUUUGAGGGUUACCAAGAGAGACUCCAGAGAGACCCCAAACCAUACAAAUGUGGGGAAUGUCCCCGAACCUUCAAAUAUCCUCGCAACCUCUCCAUCCACCAGAAAACACACAGGAAGGAGAGGCCAUUUUUCUGUAAGGAGUGCCAGAUAGGCUUUUACCAUGAAUCAGAACUUCGAGUUCAUGAGAUCAUACACAAGGCAGAGAAGCCUUUCAUAUGCGGUAUAUGUGGAAGGGCCUUCAGAUACGAGACCAAUCUGCAGGCUCAUGAGAGAAUUCACACAGGAGAGAAGCCUUACUCCUGCUCCCUGUGUAAUAGUACCUUCCGCCAGUCAUCCACAUACCACUGUCACCUGAGGAAGUUCCACAAAUCAGAAUGA
Messenger RNA from Grammomys surdaster, 1524 nucleotides. Its product is annotated as zinc finger and SCAN domain containing protein 4C-like. The record is from RefSeq and is a predicted model, not a curated record. The transcript is spliced from 3 exons. Gene Ontology annotation, biological process: regulation of transcription by RNA polymerase II. The coding region runs from base 1 to 1524 and encodes 507 amino acids. Gene Ontology annotation, molecular function: DNA-binding transcription factor activity, RNA polymerase II-specific; RNA polymerase II cis-regulatory region sequence-specific DNA binding. NCBI's taxonomy places the organism in Eukaryota, Metazoa, Chordata, Mammalia, Rodentia, Muridae.